GAGGUGGGUGCUCCUCACCUCCCAUAAAUCAAAAGCAAUUCCUUGUGGUGCACAGAGCUAGAGCAAGGAACCGGGAGGAAAAGCAAUCCCAUGGUGUACAGAUCACCAAACCAAUAUUCAGCUGCUAACAAAAUAAUCUCAAGUUCGCUUCAGCAUUUCUCAGCACCAGCCCCUUCUUACAGUGAGGCUUUCGAGGAGCUUGGGUGACCUUGCUCCGUCUUCACCUUUUCGAGAACCUCAGGGAAAGGCAAGCAGCCGAACCCCAAACAACCUGGGCAGCGUUUUGUUAUUGCCAGCCUGAAAUAUCUCAGAUGCUGUCAUGCAUGAUACCACCGCACAGAUUCGUUUGUGAAUACGCUGUCCAACUCAAAUAAACUUUGGCUUCGUUUUGGAAUCGAUCUGCGAAUGGAGGAGCUUGCCAUUUCCAUGGGCAGCCGACCCUCCCGCAGGAAUUUAACCCUCCCUGGCCUGGCCGCCCAGCCCAGACACAAUGGUUUUGCUCAGGCAACACAAGAUGCGUGUGCCCUUCUGUGCACCAUAAGGAGGGGCAGGACAGCUCUCCGUGUCACCAGCCCCGAGAUGAACACAGCACCGACACCUCGCAGCCCCAGCCUGGCUCGCAGCCAGGCAGGGAGAGCGGGCUCAGCCAGCCCCAGCUAUCCAAAUGCUGCUGCUUUAAAAAGGCUCUUUGCCGGCUGCAGUCAAAGCCACGCUAUGCCUAACGUCACCGAGUAACAGAAAUAGCAGGCGUGAGUGAAGGGAGGAGAAUGAGAGUAUUAAGAGCGCACAGAUUUCAAACAUACUUGGAGAGGUAGCACGCUCCCUUCCUGCCGCUGCGUUUCCAGAUGCGACGGAGCACGGGGGAGCUGGCGUUGUCUUCCCAUGAAGAAGGAUUCUCUUUUUUUAUUCUUUCCUUUUUUAAUUUUCGUUUUUUGAAGUUUCAGCUUUAAAACUACCAGCUGCAUUUUUAUUCCGUUUCUUGUAGGAAACUUCACCUGCUGGAUUUAAAAGCAAGGUUUGAGCAGGAGGAAUUCCUUUAUGUUCGUAGCUACCGGAACGUGCACGGUGCCCCUCGGUGCUGAUAACGUAGAAGAAAAGGCAGGAAUGGCUGAGAAAAUUGCUUAGACCGUAAGAUGCUUUGAAUGGCUGCUUGGAAGAGCAGGCUCUUUAUUGUGUGUGUCUGCAUGUGUUUGUGUGUAUGCAUGCAUGUUUGAGUGCAGCAAUGCCAAUAACUUUAAAGCAAUGCAAGGUUUCCCCAAUCUGUACAAUUUUCGUCCUCUAGGAACGAGGACCUGCCUAGCUGCGAGCUCUGCCUGCAGAUAGCUGGAGUGUUUGAAUUGAAUUAGCACUGUAGUGAUUUUAUGAAUGAAGCAAAAUGCAGGUUCGGUGGAGGAGCAGAACAGGCAGCUGCGGUGCGGGAGCUCUCUCUAGCAGGAGCUGUCACACAGGGACAGGCGCCGAUGAGCACAGGCACGACACAAACCUGCUACAACUGCCCAGAGCACAAAGUAAGGCAGCUGCAAGGAACCAGCACCUGGGCCAUGGAAACGUGCUCCUGAAAACAAGCUAGCAUAAAUCCAACCGAGCCCGAGAGCUGCAUGUCACUGGAGCUGGGCUUAGCUGGAGCAACCCAUGCAGAGCCAUUCCCUUCCAACAAAGCCUGCUGGUGACCGUGUGGCAGAGGAGCAGGCAGAGCCCCCGAGCAUCUGCGUCUCCUCCACGCGUUGACGCUUGUGCUGCCAGCACAGCUCGUACAGGAGCGUGGAUAAGGCAGAUGAUGAGGGAGCCAGCCGGUGCGUGGAUGGGCUGGCUGCACAUGCCCAAAGACAAGCAGGAGGGAUUGCACAGCAUGGCAGGGAGAAGACAGAUUUGGGUUUGGAGGGUCCAGAAAAGCUGAGUGAAGCUGAUAGAGAUCAGCCGAGAGAAGCAACCUCCCAAAGAACUGACCACUGCCGGACCACGCUUCAACUCUCCCCCUCAGAUGUCUGUACCCAAGCGACAUGAGGGGGUAGAUGGGCUCCGUGUAGUGUUUCUGCCUUUUUUGCACCCAUAUCCCAACUGUUAAGGAAGGAGAAAUCUGUCUGUGCUAGGUUGCCCUCUUUUCUGCAGACUUUCUGCAUGACAUCUCCAAAGCAUCCAUCACCUGAGCUCACAGCACAACCCACAGCUUGCGCUACGUACAGAAAAUGCCUUUUUUCUCCAUCACUUGACAGUUGGAAACUGCAGGUCACGACAUAGCAGGAGCUUCUCAUUCAAGGAAAGCUGUUCAGGGAAAGCACUGCAGAAAUGCCAGAGUUUGUCAUCUAUUCCCUGUGAUACAUUCCCUUUAGCUGCAAAUGGUAAAUACAGGGUUUGUUUUCCCUUUUGCAUCUUGGACUCCUUCAUGUUAAGAGCUUAGCAAAGAGCUUAUCAGCAAAUGCACUAUGAAUUUAGGAAGGAUACUUUUCUUCCCCAACCCCAAACUAACUUUAAAGAUUGCAGCAAGUGGUUCCAAGUAUCUGCAUGCUCUCUCACCUCUUUUCCAUGCACACUAAAAAAAGUCAUUCCUCAGAGUUGUGCUCUCGUAAUGACGGCAUAAGCCUUGCAUGAGCGGCUUCAAUGCAGACCUUUGGUACGUGCAGGCAGUAAAGAUGUACUCAGGGACAGGUAGCUUCUGAACAAUAGGUUGUGUUGCUCUGACAGAUUCUAAUCUGUUGGUUUCUGAUGUCUUCCCUCUAGUGGAUGAGACCCUACUGAGCAAUGGUUCACCAUCUCCCAGCAGUUGCGUUUCUCAGAACAGGAAGAACAGCUCUCCAAAAACCUGUGGCAUGAGCAAAGCCUCUGGCAUUCAAAGGCCAGGAGGAUGUCCCUAACUGACGAGCUGGAGAGCCACUUCUCCGCAACCCCCUACAUGGUGACAGACACCAGCGAGAGCAGCCUGUUCAGAAUCAGACCCAAUGCCUCCACCAAUGCCACUGGAGCCGGCGUGGCUGCCACCGGUUCCAUGGAGGACAUGAUCGCCAUCUGCACCAUCGGGACCAUCCUCUCCUUGAUGUGUGUGAUUGGGGUGACUGGCAACGUCUACACCCUGCUGGUGAUGUGCCACUACUUGCGGUCAUCUGCCUCCAUGUAUAUUUACAUCAUCAACCUCGCUCUGGCAGAUCUCCUCUACCUUCUCACCAUCCCCUUCAUCGUUGGGACCUACUUCAUCCAGAAAUGGUACUUUGGGGACGUUGGCUGUCGCAUCCUGUUCAGCCUGGACUUCCUCACCAUGCACGCCAGCAUCUUCACCCUUACAGUCAUGAGCACAGAGCGCUACUUUGCUGUGCUGAAGCCCCUGGACACAGUGAAGAGGUCCAAGAGCUACCGAAAGGCCAUUGCUGUUGUCAUCUGGCUGGUAUCGCUGCUGCUCACUCUCCCAAUGCUCAUCAUGAUCCAGUUGGUGCAAAGGGACAACAAAAGCAUCUGCCUGCCCACCUGGAGCAAGCUGUCCUACAAAGUCUAUCUCACCAUCCUCUUUGGCACCAGCAUCGUGGGGCCAGGGGUAAUCAUUGGCUACCUCUACAUCCGACUAGCUAAGAUUUACUGGGUGUCGCAAACAGCGUCCUUCAAGCAGACCAAGCGGCUGCCGAACCAAAAGGUGCUCUAUUUAAUCUUCACGAUCGUGCUGGUGUUCUGGGCUUGCUUCUUGCCCUUCUGGAUAUGGCAGCUCCUCUUCCAAUAUUACGAAUCCUUCCCUUUAUCUCCCAAGGUGAUGAAGAACAUUAAUUACCUGACAACCUGCCUGACCUACAGCAACAGCUGUAUCAACCCCUUCCUCUACACCCUGCUCACCAAAAACUACCGGGAGUACCUGAAGAACAGACAGCGAACCCUCAGCAGCAGCAGUGGGUACUUCCAAAGGAGGAAUCGGUUUCAGAGGAUUUCGGGGAGAUCCCUGUCCACAAGCAGCCAGCACUGCACAGAGACAUACGUUCUUGCUCAUGCUCCUUUGGGAAACAGCAGUGCCUGAAGGUAAAAUGCAUCUCGAAGAACAAUCAAUAUUGACUUUGAUGUUGCUUUGAUUUAAAGUGUACACUGUAAAGGCAAAGCCUUAGCAGCUCCAUGAUGUGCACACAUUUAGUCCAGAGGCUGUGCCAUUUGUCCGUUCUCAUUUCCUCCAGUGCCACUGAUUUGAAGCUCGCAAAUAGCCUUUCGCUUUUCAUCUUUAUAUUUUAUAGUGUGUGUCUCCUCAAGUAGCUAUGAAUAAUGAAAACCUAUUAUAGGGCCAUGUUUUUUAAUAGUAUCAGCUGUCUCACAGCGUUUAAAAUUGUUAUCCCGUGAAUGGCUGUAGUUUGUUCUUUUUAAAGCAGUAAUGCUAGAUUAAUACUUGUAUGAGAACUGAAAACAAUGAAAUAAAGACAAAGUGGCUGAUGGCUGUAA
Oxyura jamaicensis (ruddy duck) is the source of this 4401-nucleotide messenger RNA. RefSeq names its product urotensin-2 receptor-like. Gene Ontology annotation, cellular component: membrane. The transcript has 2 exons. Gene Ontology annotation, molecular function: urotensin II receptor activity. Gene Ontology annotation, biological process: regulation of blood pressure; blood vessel diameter maintenance; neuropeptide signaling pathway. Bases 2843 to 3991 code for a protein of 382 amino acids. NCBI's taxonomy places the organism in Eukaryota, Metazoa, Chordata, Aves, Anseriformes, Anatidae. The record is from RefSeq and is a predicted model, not a curated record.